Molecule: messenger RNA, 545 nt
Organism: Gopherus flavomarginatus (Mexican gopher tortoise)
Lineage: Eukaryota; Metazoa; Chordata; Testudines; Testudinidae
Gene: RPL35
Product: ribosomal protein L35
Exons: 4
Coding region: 110-481 (123 amino acids)
Biological process (GO): maturation of LSU-rRNA from tricistronic rRNA transcript (SSU-rRNA, 5.8S rRNA, LSU-rRNA); translation
Cellular component (GO): ribosome; cytosolic large ribosomal subunit
Molecular function (GO): mRNA binding; structural constituent of ribosome
Source: RefSeq, a predicted model, not a curated record
CCCCUGCACUGUGAGACCGGAUUGGUUGAUCCCACCCACUCAGGCUCUUUCGCGUUGUACCUUCUGGCCUCGCUCGGCUUCCGUCCUUUCACCUCGAGCCUCUGCCGACAUGGCUAAGAUCAAGGCCCGCGACCUGCGAGGGAAGAAGAAGGAGGAGCUGCUGAAGCAGCUGGAUGACCUGAAGGUGGAGCUGUCCCAGCUGCGGGUGGCCAAGGUGACUGGCGGAGCCGCCUCCAAGCUGUCCAAGAUCCGGGUUGUCCGCAAAUCCAUUGCCCGAGUGCUGACUGUCAUCAACCAGACCCAGAAAGAGAACCUGAGGAAAUUUUACAAAGGCAAAAAGUACAAGCCUCUUGACCUACGGCCGAAGAAGACUCGUGCCAUGCGCCGCAGAUUAAAUAAGUACGAAGAAAGUUUGAAGACCAAAAAACAGCAGCGAAAAGAGCGCCUGUACCCUGUCCGGAAGUUUGCUGUUAAGGCAUAAACCUUUUGCAUACUAUGGAUCUGUCAGCUUUUUCUCAUUAAACAUCAAGUUGUUUGGAAACUGA